GAACUUUCUCCUCCUCUUCCUUCCAGCCAGCACAACUUGUGGAGCUCCACGCAUAAAAGACGAACCCCAACAACUCCUGGAUCCAGCUUUCAUUCACCUUUUCCAGAGUCCUUUUAAGUCUUCACCCGCUCGAUACACUUCCUCUUCUGAAGGCAAAAGGAGGGGGGAUAUACGGUUUCUCUCCGACAAUGGAAACUCAAUCAGGAAAUGGAGAAGGGGUGGCGUGCUCAGCGUCCUCAAGCAUCCACUCCCCAGGUCACCGCGGGCCACAGGUAGAAGCAUCAGAAGAUCCGGUGCUCAAAGAGGACCUGCAAGCGGCUAAGAGGAUUGAGAGGUUUGACAUCCCGCUUGACAGUCUGAAGAGGAUGUUUGAGAAGUCAAGCGAGCUGACAAGCGUCCAUGCAUCACCAUCCAAGCGAGUGACAUCCAGAAAUCUUACCUUGCCUGAUCAAGCAAAAGAAAAAACAAUGGCCUUAUCUCAGGAUGACACUUUUUGCACAGAAAAAGAGCUCAUCCAGGAGAGCCCGACCCCUGAUGCUGAUGACCGUGAGGCCAGCGAGUCUGUGUCUCUGAAAGAGCGUCUGGCCAUGUAUCAGGCUGCGGUGUCUCACAAAGAAAGCGGCACUUCCUGUUCUGCAGCGAUAAUGGACGAAUCAGAGGCCUGUUCACUACCUGGUGGUCUGGCCAGUGUGAAGAAACAGUUUGAGAAGCAGGAGUUUGCCUCCUCAUCCUCCCAGUCCAGCAGCACCCAAGUCCAUUUUCAGCAAAGAUCAGUCCAGGAGGUGUCCCAUUCCUCAGAGGUGACGGUGAGAAGCAGUGUCAGAGAGGUCGCCCCCUCCACAGCCGUCUUUCACAAUCUGGAAGGGGUGAUUCAUCACGAGCGAGCGCACCACAACAAUGUGACCACCAUUCAAGGAAACCAUCACAAUGAAACAGUUAUGCUCGCCGGAGGAGAGGACCUACCGAAGGUUUCCACACAGGCUUUGAAGCAGCAGUAUGAGAAAACCAUUGAGGAAGCUACACCGGCCAAUGAAAUUAAGGUCGAUGUGGAUUUUAACCAGUUUCAGUGGACGCCAGUAAGCAAGUUAACCAAAACGUCAGCUAUCACCAGCCACGAGUCCUCCUCUCGAAAGACCACCGCCUCAUCAACGGUUUCAUCAGCAGCUCAUGAAACAACAAGUGAAUAUUUCCCUCCUCCUCCUCCUCCGAUGAAUCUCCUGGAGGUACAGCAGCAGGCCUCCGAGGGCGGGUCCCAACAUAAAACCACCGUUAACAGGGAGCAGUACUUCAAACAGAAGAGCAUGGCUGAACUCAAGCGCCUCUACAAGCACAUUCAUCCGGAAGUCCGCAAGAACCUGGAGGACGACUACCUCGGUCAGAUUACUGAGGCAGAGCAGGCCUUCUCGGAAAAUCAGGAAGUGGUGGGGGAUGUUCAGCAGGCGUGCUAUAUGUUUGAAAACGAGGGCUCGAGUAGGAGCACAAGUCCAGAUCGAGAAUCUGUAGAGUGGGAUGAGAUCCUCAAAGGAGAAGUGGAAUCCAGGCGUUGGAUGUUUGAAAACAAGCCGCUGGAUACGAUUAAAGAUGACAGUCCCAAUGAGAACCAGGCUAAUAAUAUUGCACAGCAGGAGAUCAUUGCUGGUAAGGAUGUUAGAUACACAGCAUGGAUGUUCGAGACUCAACCAAUGGAUGCUCUCGGGAGUGAGACACAGGAUUCUUCUGAGCAGACACAAAAAAUGACUGAUCUUGCAAGAGGUGACGUCCGUACGGCGACUUGGCUCUUUGAGACGCAGCCACUCGACUAUCUGAAUAAGAUCUACCAAGACGAUGAACAUGAUGCUGAAGCUGUUAGCACAAAAGACAUCACCGGAGGAGAUGUAAAAACCGCAAGGUAUCUCUUUGAGACCCAGCAUCUUGAUUCCCUGGGCAAAACCGAAACCAUCGAGGAGAGUCAUUUUCUGAGCCUGAAGUCCGAGCUAGAAGAGUUUAAAGGGGACGUGAAGACGACCACACGCAAAUUUGAGACUUUACCCAUGUGUGUCAUCAGAGGGGAUUCUGGAGAGAUGCUGGAGAUCACUACCAUUCGCAGGGAGGAGACCGAGAAAGGUGAUGUCAAGACAUCACGCUGGAUGUUUGAAACCCAGCCCUUGGAUACCAUUAAUAAAGACCUUGCUAACAUAAAGCUGAUAUGCGGUAUUUCCAUGGAGGACAACUUUCAAGGCGGAGUCAACAAAGGGAAAUGGCUUUUCGAAACAAAGACUCUGGACACCAUCAAAGACGAGGAAUGGGAGAGUUCCAGGAACCAAAAGGAAGAGAUCAUCGGAGCUGAUGUAAGGAAACACUGUCUGGUUUUUGAAACUCAGCCCAUGGAUCUGCUGAAGGAUAACACCAACGCUAGACCUCUUCCCUCUGAGGAGAUUGUCGGAGGUGAUGUACGCUCGGCAAAACACCUGUUUGAAACCGUGCCCAUGGAACAUCUCAAAGAACUGAUGGAAGUGGGAAAACUUCCAAAAAUGAUGGCAACCGAAGAAGAGAAAGGUGAUGUGAGACAUCAAAAGUGGGUCUUUGAAAGCCAGCCUUUGGAGAGCAUAAGAGAAGAGAAGAAAGAAAUUCUGAGAACUGUGAACAUUGAAGCUCUGGAUCGAGGAGAUGUGACAAAUUAUAAGGAAAAGUUCGAAUGUAUGGAUUUAAGUAAAUGUGAAGCGGCACAGAAAAUUCAAGUUGAGGGUGUCACGAGUGGCUCCGUGGAAUCCAACAGAGUUCUUUUUGAAUCCAACCCUCUGUACGCCAUGCAGGACAGCUCUGGCCACUACCACCAGGUGAAGACUGUAACUCGAGAGGAGAUCGUCAAGGGAGACGUGCGCAGUUGCAGAUGGAUGUUUGAAACACGACCUAUCGAUGAGUUCGAUGACAGCAUCAGAAAGUUUCAGCUCAUCAAAGGCAUCUCCAAGCAAGAGAUCGAAUCCGGGGAUGUCAAGACGGCCAAAUGGUUGUUUGAAACCCAACAACUUGAUGCCAUUAAACAUGUUGACAUUGAAGAAAAGGAGAGCAAAGAGGAGACCGAAAUUGAGAGAGGAGAUGUUAAGACCUGCAGGUGGCUCUUCGAGACGCAGCCGAUGGAUGUUCUCUAUGAGAAGGUGGAGAAAACUGAGGCAAAUGUUCAGGAGGUGCAGAAAGGUGAUGUGAAAACCUGCACUUGGCUCUUUGAGACUCAGAGUCUUGACAACAUACGUGACCACACCGAGUUAGAGUCCGAGACCGUUUUGAAAACCUGCACUGUCAAUCAAGACGAUAUCCAAGGAAAAGACGUGCGGCUGGCCCGCUUCCUGUUUGAGACAGAAAAUCUGGAAAACAUCACUGGCGAGGACAGCGGUUCUUUCAGGAGAGUCACGGAGAUUGACGUUCAAUCAGGUGAUGUUUCCAAAAUGAAGUACAUUUUUGAGAACCGCUCAUCAGACAUUAUGACGUCCACCUCGGAGGAAACCAUGCAGCGGCUAAAGAUGGAGCAAGCCGAGGACAUCCAGAAAGGCAACGUCGUCAACUGCACCUGGAUGUUUGAGAAUCACCCGAUUGAUGCCAUCCGUGAGGAAUCCAAAGAGGAGAGAGAAAUUCGUACGGUCACAGACGUCCAAGGCGGAAACGUUGACAACGGCCGUUUUAUUUUUGAAACAUUCUCUCUCGAUCAAAUCAAGGAUGAAACCACGGAAUCUGACAUUACAAAACUCACAAGCAUCUUCAGAGAGGAAGUGGAAAAGGGAGAUGUUAAAAACUACACCAUGAUGUUUGAGACUCAACCCCUCUACGCUAUUCGGGACAAAGAAGGCCAUUACCACGAAGUCACCACAGUCACCAAGGAGGAGAUCAUGAGAGGAGAUGUGGUGGGAGCCAGAUGGCUCUUUGAGACUAAACCUCUGGAUUCUAUACGAGACUCGGAGGAAGUUUACGUGAUAAAAGCUGUUACUGAAGAAGGCAUCAACAAAGGGGAUGUCAGCUCCGCCCGAUGGAGGUUCGAAACACAACCUCUGGAUGAAAUCACAGAGGACAUCAAAAUAAAAGUAAAAACAGUUGCAGACGUCCGAGGAGGUGACGUGAAGACAAACAAGCACAUGUUCGAAACGGAUGAGAUGUCGCAAAAAUACAUCAGAACGGUCAGUGUCAGUGAGAUCCAAAAGGGGGACGUCAGAUCGGCUACGUGGAUGUUCGAAACCCGUGCCAUUGAUGAGAUUGGCGGUGAAGGAGCGGAGUAUGAUGGUAUGGAGAAAGUGACAAAAGAGGAAGUCAUGAAAGGGGAUGUCAAGCAGUCGGUUUGGCUUUUUGAGAAGCAGCCUCUUGACAGCAUCAAAGAUACAGAUAGCGCGGAGCUGCUGGUCGAAAAGGAGGAAAUCCCACAGGGUGAUGUAAAAACAACAACAUGGCUCUUUGAAACAACGCCUUUCCACGCAUUCAACGAGAGCAGCGUGGAACAAAAAGAUAUCGUGGGUAAAAGCAUUAAAGAUACACUUGAGGAACUCUACAGUCAGAAAAUGGUCAACUCACAAGGUGUCCUCAUUGAGGCAGAUGAAAUCGGCGAUGUUCGCAUGGCCAAGUACAACCUCAUGAACCAAAAGACCCCUGAAAUCCAAAAAGAAGAAAUUAUUCACGGGGACCUGAGCAACAUCAUGAUGAACCUCCUGAAUCGCAGAGAAACCACAGAGAGGGCGAUCGUUGUGGACAAGGAAGAGCGGGGCAACAUCAACACCACAGUAGAGCAGCUCUUCAACCAAAAGAAGGAUAGCAACGUUGAAAAAGAGGAAAUCCUCCGUGGGGACAUUCAGGAAGCCAUAAAUAGCCUGCUUCGGAAUGAGAGUUCUUCCAAACGCGGCAUUCUGAUUCAGGAGGAUGAGAAAGGAGACGUGAGGAUGACAAUCUAUUCCUUAUUGAAUAAAGAGGAACGAGCCGGCAUGGAGAAAGAUAUCAUCCAAGGCAAUGUUAGCAAAACUCUUCAUCGCCUACUUUCCAACUCGGGGACAGAAGACUCGAAAAGGAUCAGGGUAGGAGACACCGAACGGGGCAAUGUUAGCUUCUACUCCACGUGCAUUGAGUCUGGAGCCUUGGAGUACUUGAAGCAGCUUCAGUGUGAAACAGACGAGACGGUUCAAGCAGUGGAAAAGGAGCGUAUCAUUGGUGGGGAUAUUGAGGAAACCAAAAUCCUGCUUCGGAAGAAUCAACAGGAGAUAGGCCGCACAGUAGCAAAAGACGAUAUAGUUCCCGGUGAUGUUUGCAGCAUCGUUGAAGUCUUCAUGACGGAGCCCGCUGUUACUUUCCGAAACCUACAGAAUCAGGAUAUUGUUAAAGGUGACCUUAAUGCGGCCUUGGAUUCACUGAGCCAAGCCAUCAAUCAGAAAGUAGUGAUAGAGAAAGAGGAGGUGGUGAAAGGAGACAUACCCACCACUUUGAGGUCUCUGGAGGAGGCUCAGUAUCAAUCCAAAGAAAUGGAAAAGCCACAAAUCAUCCGCGGAGACAUUAAAGGUGCUCUUGAGUCAUUGGAGAAGUCUGCAACCGUGAAAACGGAAGUGACUGUUGAAGAUUUAGUCCCAGGUGAUAUCAGAGGAACACUGAAGUCCCUUGAGGAGGCCAAACGAGCGGUGAAGGAAGUUGAACGAGAGGAGAUUGUCAAAGGAGACAUUCACAGCGCCAUGCAAUGUCUCCACGAGGCGUCCAGUGACAAAAAAACAUACCAGCAUCAAGUGAGUGAACAAGGGAACGUUAAAGGCACCAUCCAGCUCCUCCUGGAGCCCACAACGAGCCCAAGGAUGCAGCGGCGGGGGAGCAUUGAAGGAGACGUGAAAACAUCCAUAAAAUCGCUGUACGAAGGACAGGAGUCAACAUCUGUGGAAAAAGAAGAAGUCGUUAAAGGGGAUGUUCAAGGGGCGAUAAAGUGCCUCAUGCAAAAAAAACAUUAUUCAAAGCCAAAACGCAUCCAUUCUCCCAAGAAAGCAAAGGCGCCGCAGAAAAAUCCAUUAACUGUAAAUCAAGUGGAGCAUGAGCGUUUGCGUGAAGAAAAGGGAGCUAGCAUAACAGGCGAUUCAGACAGGGCUGUAAAAAAUGGCUGUGAGUCACAGAAGCACAAUGAAAGCAAACUGGUGAAAACACAGGUGAUUACCAACGACACCUGUGUGGCUGGAACCAAAACAGAAAAUACCGCCGAGGUCUCUCAACAAAAGAGCAUAAAAGACGAAAAUCCCAGAGUGCUCCCCCCACAGAAAACACAAUCCCUUAAGCCCAUUAUGAUCACGACUAAACAAACAGCCAAUUACCAGCAAGCAAAAUCUAAAUCCGCUGAUGUGAAUGCAAUUAAAGAGGCACACAACUCAUCGCAGACAAAUACAUCAAACAAACAAAUACGCCAAACGCAAACAGUCAAACAAUUACAGACAACGGUUGUGCAGAAAACGGUCUCUCACAAAGAAAAUGUCACAAUAUCCGAACAGAAUUCCACAUCUACAAAUCAAAAUCAAAGCCUAAAAAAUAUAAAGACUGACUCUCGGAACCUUGACAUGAUGGCGCGGGGCGCAAUCAAAAAGGGGAAAGCUGUACUUCACUUCCCUCCACCUCCUUCAUCACCACCUCCUUCCUCCGAGUCGGAGCUUUCCCUCCCUCCACCGCCAUCUCCCAUUUUGGAAAGCCCGGCACCAUUGUCGUCGCGACCUUCCACUGUGACACAGGAGGGUGACCUCCCACUACCGCCACCACCGCCUUUGGAGCCUGAAUUUUUCCCUCCUCCUCCACCACCACCAUCGUCUUGGUCUGGACAAGAUUUCCUUCCUCCACCGCCUUCCCAGGAAGAACUCAGUGCAAUUCCGCAACCUCGUCCCGCAAACCCAGGAAAACCCAUUGGCAAGUCUUUGUUUAAAAUUCCCAAACAACAAGAAGCACCGAAACCUGUACCGAUUAAACCUAAAUGGCAAAAAACCCAACAGAAUCCUCUGCAGCGACCCACUCAGCUCCAUCUUGACCAAGAAACAACAACAACAUCAGCCGCAACAACACAGAAAACCCAGCAUAUUGAAGUAGACACUCAUAUUCAAACGGACACAAAACUCCAAAGUCUGUCUUCUGCUGCACUCAUGAAAGAAAGUCCACAGCCGCCCAAAAAAAUAUUCCCCCCACCCAUUAAGUUGCCUCCACCACCCGAACCUGCUCCCGAGCCAAAGCCAAGGCCGUAUGCUCGCAAAUUUAAAACUCCUUUAAUGCUCGCAGAAGAGAAAUACCGUCAGCAGAGAAUGGAAAAAGAAGAAACAGAGAGAAGUACAGUCACAACUCCCACAUCGCCUCCAGUAAAUACACAAACCCCCUCCAAUAUUGACAGUGUGCAGCUUUCUGCAUCAAGUAGGACCGAAAAAAUCGAGACCACAGAAGCGACAAAAGGAAAUGCGCACAUUUCCAAAGAAGAAACAUCAGCACAACACAUCCCCACCAAGAAAAUCCCAUCUCAGAUUCCUGCCAGCAAGCCAUUGAUUUCAGUGGUAAAUAGAAAUGUUGGUUUGGGAUCUUCCAAUAUUUCCUUGGAUAAACAACAAAAAGUCAGCACAAAGGAUCAGGCAGCACCGACGCUUAAGAGUCAGCCUUUUUCUAUUGAACACAAACCCUCCAAUGUAGACGUCCAGUCUAAUGUUGCCACCUCUUCAGUCGCGGAGCAGCAACGGUUUAUUAAGCAGUCCAGGGUCAGUACCGUCUCUGUCACACAGAGUGCUGCAUUCAAAGAAAAUACAAAUGUCCAACUUCAGGCUGCAGCCUCACUGAGAACCGAGGAUGUGAAAAACAUUGACGAAGGCAAAAUCCCCCCGUCUCAACCCACUAAAAUUCCAAAGGUAACUCCCAGUUUCAAGGUCAGAACCUUUAAGAUGCCACCAGAGAAACAUGACAUGUCAGGCCAAAUGGAGGCAAUGAAAAGUGAACUCCACACGAGUAAUGUGUCACAGAGGAGUGAAACAAAAGUGACCCAAGAAAGCAGCCAGGUGACAUCAUCCACAACAGAGGUUAAAGUAACAGAGAUACAAAAGAAAGUCCCCAUAAAGGAAGAAACUCACACAAAAAGUGGAAAGGUUGCACCAAUGAAUGAAGCCAAAGAAAGCCCUGCACCACCAGUAACCGUUUUAAUGCCUAAAAAGCCUAAGAUAACAUCUCCAGCAGCAUCUGCAUCCCAUAUUCAGCAGAGCAAAAUCCAAAGACAACAGGAUGUGAUAAUGACAGAAAGGGUUCUUCAGCGUGAAGCCGCACAUCAAAAGCAAGUUCAGCAUCAAACAGUAGAAACGAAUAAAAUGCAGACCGCAUCGGGGAAGUCAAAGAGCGUAUCCACCGAAAAGGAGACCCAUUCAGAGGACGUCCAACAAUCGGAUAAAUGCCAGUACAUGAAGAUGCUGCUCACUCAAUUGGAAGAACUUGAAGGUACAUCAAGCAAGAUCGACUCCGCUACUGUCAGCACGAUUCUUAGUGGUAUACCAGACUGGUUAGUCGGUUCGGAUGAGAAAAAGAAUUUAAGCGGAGUGGCUAAACAGUCAAAUAAGAAAAAGUUGAAAGAGAUGCUGGUUUAUUUGAAGAACAUUAUUCAAAUUAAGCACAAAAAUCUGAAGGAGAAGCUGACAACCGUGGAAGUAACAGAAAAGGAAGUAGUGCCAGCACCUCCCAAAGUUCCCCCAAAACCAGACAAGAAGGUUUACAGCGGUGUGACUACAAAUAUAUCAAAAAUUAGCAUGGGUUCAUCCAAAACGGAAAAGAAGAAGUCUGAAGAAAACAAGUCGCUCCAAGAGAGAAAAGUUCAUGAAGCAGCAGAUCAGAGAGUUCACUCCCCACUGGCUAGCAUCCGCACCCCCUCCCCCACCUUCAUUAGUAUUGAAUCUAGGAGGAUAGAGUCACCGCUCAGAGGCACCCCGUCGCCACCGCCUUAUAAGUCUAUCGGGACGCCGCCGCUUGCGCCUCGUAAGCAGUACACGACCACGUCCACCUUCAGGGCCACGCCAUCUCCCACCAUGAGCCGCUCGGAAAAGCUCAUGAAACUGAAAGAGACUACCUCAAAGCUUUCUCGCAACAUCACGCCUCCACCUCCUGUGGUGGCGCCGGAGUUGGUUGCAACUUCUGAAGCGGUGUCUUCAUCUACUGGACUAGGCGCUCCAGUGAAGAACCAACUUGUGGAUACAGCAGAAACAGGCGACUCCAUGAUGACAGUCAAAGACAAAAAGUAUUUCUUUGAGGAGGCGCAGAAAGCAGAAGUGAACAAGUUAUACCUUCGAAAGGAUCCCAUUGAUAUCCCUGAACGACUUGAAGCUGAUACUGAGGAGGGUGCAGAUAUUUUGAUUCCAGAUAUCCCAAAAGAGGACCUUCCAAGAGUCGACAUGACUAAACUGGUAAACAGAUUUGAAUCUCCACAACCGAAAGUCUACACCAGGAAAGAACCAAUUGUCAUCACUGAGAGACUGGAGAGCGAUAGUGAGGACGUAGAGGCCGACCUACACACGCCGCGAACAGAAGAACAUCCCACGUUCAACGUCAAAGCCAUAAAGAACGUGUUCGAAAGUGGCGAGCACAGUUCUCAGGCAGCCCGAGAUCUACGAGAACAAAUUGAGAAAAGAGAACCGGACUUCCCUCGUGUUACAGUAGUGGGACAGUCUGAAUUGACGUCAGUCACUGAGCGGUUGUGCAGCAUUGAUGACUUUGGGAACAUGAUGAGCAGUGAGGUGCAUUCUGGGAGCUCUGUGACACGCGGCAACCCUCCGUCCUACGCUGAUGUGGUGAGAGGCAGAGUUCCAACUGUUGCCGUGCCCCCUGAAGCGUCCACCGAGGAGCUGCUGAGAAACUUUCAACAGUCUUGGGCCGAGAGCCAAGGGACCUUCCAGAAUGUGGGCUUCAGUGUCAUGGAACACAGAAGUUCACAGAUUGUCACUCGCCAACAAGAGACUGUCAUGAUGGAAGAUUCGAGUUCCAGACACCGAACUGUGCAGAGUGUGUCGGAAGAGGGUGUACCCCAUGGAAUCUCUGAUUGCAGACAAGCAAAACUUCCAUAAAAGCUGUUUUCGCUGCGAACACUGUAGAGGCAAACUGAGUCUUGGCAACUAUGCCUCUCUCCAUGGACGGAUGUACUGCACGCCACACUACAAGCAACUGUUUAAGUCGAAAGGAAAUUACGACGAUGGCUUCGGACAAAAACCACAUAAAGAACAAUGGAGCAAUAAAAACCAAAAGGAUUCAGCU
Molecule: messenger RNA, 10224 nt
Organism: Doryrhamphus excisus (bluestripe pipefish)
Lineage: Eukaryota; Metazoa; Chordata; Actinopteri; Syngnathiformes; Syngnathidae
Gene: xirp2a
Product: xin actin binding repeat containing 2a
Biological process (GO): actin filament organization; actin cytoskeleton organization
Cellular component (GO): stress fiber; focal adhesion
Molecular function (GO): actin filament binding
Source: RefSeq, a predicted model, not a curated record